UAGCAUGCAGUUGUGAACUUUUGACUGCUAAUCUCUAGGAAGACUUUAAAAUGGUACAAAUGUCCUACACCUUUUGAAGCAAGUAGGAACUCUUGAAGGCGGGUACAGUACACCCUCUAAUUUGAGACGACUUUUCGAAAAUUGGGGUGAUCUCGGGGUUUGGUCUCAAAAAUUGGAAGUCACUGUAACAGUAUAUGUGUGAUGAGAAACUUGUGAAUGUCACACCAGAACUAAAAGGAAAACUACAUUCUCUUUUAUUUUGAGCACUAGAAGCAACAAGAUUUAAAAUAUUUUAAAAGGACAAAAAGAAGUGUUGGAGCAAUCAACUUUCAAAAUGAUCAGUGAUUUAACUAAACUUGAAAAAAUUGGUUCAUCAUUUCAUAUUGCUUUCCUAUUGGUGUUUACUGUAAUUGGUUUCAUCGGGAAUGGCCUUACAAUAUUUGUUGUUGUGCGCGUGAAGAAACUAUCAAAGCCAACUAAUUUCUUCAUCGCCAAUCUUGCUGUAGCUGAUCUGAUUGUAUGCGUUAUUGUAAACCCAUUUUAUGUAACCACUAUCAUUUAUCAAGGGUGGCCAUUAGAGAACGAUAUUUGCAAAUUCAUUGGGUUCUUAACAGCGUGGAGUUGCGGCGCGUCGUUAAUGAAUUUGGCCGCUAUUGCCAUUAAUCGCUACAUGUGCAUUGUAUGGUCACAUCACUACAAACGCACAUUCUCAGAAAAAAAUACGAUAUUGUUUUGCUGUUCAACAUGGAUUCUCGCACUCGUAUCUGUCCUACCGCCUCUCUUUGGAUUCGGUAGUUAUGAUCUAAAUACAAACCUCAUGUCGUGUAAUAUUUCAAGUUCACAUGAUUCUUGGCUGUACAUGGCAAGUAUUUUAAGUAUUUACUUCGGCUUUACUGGACUUAUCACAUGUUUCUGCUAUUACAAGAUAUUUAAGUUGGUACGCACAAGCUCAAAAAAGACCAAGAGCCAGUUACCCACAGAGAGGAAAAAAAAACAACUGUUUCAUCGCACAGACGUCAAAAUGGCAAAGAACCUUCUUCUCGUAUCGUUAAUUUUUGUAGUAUGCUGGGCCCCGAUUAUGGUUUUGUCGAUUGCUGAUAUGCAUGGGACUACUCCAGUGUUUCUUUGGAGAGUGGUAGGCAUUCUAGCACUUGCUAAUUCUAUGAUUAAUCCGUUCAUUUAUGCACGGAGGAAUAGAGCAUUCCAACAAGCCUACCUACAGACAAUGAAAUGCAACUGGGCUAAUUUUAGUAGUAUAAAUGAUAGCUUCCGACACACGGAUUCUACGGCAGGUUAACAUUUUAUGCAUACAUUUCAAACACACCGGUAUCUGAUAAAGUGAUAGCAUACCAACUAAAAAAAUGUACCAUAACCACGGUUUUGUAUACCGGUAACUGAUAAGCGAUAGCGUACCAACUAAGAAAAUGUACCAUAAUCACUGUUUUGUCGGGUCUGGGCAAUGGUUUGCUUAUUUGAAUCUUUAAGAUCUUAUUUUUAACGUCAAAUUAUUAAUACGGUAAAUUAAUACUAAUAGGGCUUGCCAAAAUCAGAUAUACAAUAGUAUCAACAUUCUUUAUAGAAUCAACGAGGUUGUUUGAACAUUCAAUAUCAAAUAGUGUUUUCAGAUAUAUUUGAUUAAAAAAAAUUAAAACAUUAUGUCUGACCACAGUUUUUGGAUGAGGAAUGUCUAUUUCAUCAAUCUUAAGAUCUGUCCACACUAUCAAAUUUUCUUUCACAGAAAACUGCUGUAUGCCCAUAUAGUCAUGGUAUGCCUAUAUAUGUUCAUGAUGUGAUGUCACCAUGACCAUAUUUAGGCAUGUCACUUUUUUGUCAAAUAUGAAAUAGUCUAGACAGGGUUUUACAGUGCAUGUCUGGUUUCAGUGACCUUUGACACCAAUAACUUUCUUUAUACCAGCAAUAACAACAAUUAUGACUAAAUGUUUUGAUAGUAAUGUUCUCUAGUUGAUCAUAAUAUUGAUUACAAUAAUUGCAAUAUGUGAUCAUAAUACAGAUCAUUAUUCAUAAUUGUUUUAACACGUUGACUACCUGUGUGCCAAAACAAGUUUACAUGUUAUAAAAACUUUACUACAAAUAUUGGAGAUUUCAAUAACUGGUAGAACUAAGGAUUGGUAUACUAUGGAAGAAAUAAAUUAUGUAAAUUUCCUAUCCUAAUAUAUAUCCUCCAUUGUAGCAGUGCGCAAGACCUUGUUUGGGCUCAAUUUUGCAAUCUGUUUUUUAAUUUUUUCAUUUAAUGUACUGUAUAUGUUCGUCUUGUAAUGGUUUAGUGAAUAAUGGAAAUAAUUGCAAUAGUAAUAUUAAUAUUAAAUAAUUGAUAUAAUAAUAAUAAUAAUAAUAAUAGUAAUUUUAAUAAUAAUUUUUGUGUCCUUUUGUGGGAUUUACCUUAUGUGAUUUUUAUUUGUCACUAUGUUAGGAUUUUACUGUUUUUAUUAUUGACGUUUUUUAUGUGUCUUCUCCUUAUUCUGAUUGUACAUUUCAAAACCCAUAUUUGUUUUGCAAUAAAUUUAUAUUGAAUUGAACUGAAUGUACAAACAUACUUUUUUGAAAUUUUAUUAUCAAGUCAUCAUCAAAAUGAUGUGUGUAAUAAAUUGGUGGGAAAAUAUUAGGGGAUGAGUAAACUCGCCGACGGCACUGUGAUAGCACUUUUUAUUGACUGUGCCAAGUGCAAGUUAUCUCGUCCGCUUUUUGCAUGUGUUGGUAUGUGUUCCAAGAGCGCCCACACUUGUGCCGCUCGAGUGUACUACCAACAACAUAACACAACAAACAUACAUACGUCAUUUGUAUGUUAUCGUCUAGGUGUAUCUUCCCCAAACUGUUGAGUCUGUGGUUCUACAAUGUAUAACAAAUAAGUUAUAAACGCUAGAAUGUUACCCUGAUUUUGACGGGUAUAAUCGUCCCUGGCAGUCAACCUGCUAACCUGAAAAUGUUUCUACUGUACAGUAUUGUAUUUUAUUGAUAUGAGAAAUAAGUAUUUUGAUAUCUACGUCUAUAUCUUUGUUUUGUACUAUAUUAAGUUUGGAUACUUCAAUAAUAUUAUUUAUUUUGGAUGUAAAAUAUACUGUAGUUUAAAAAGCAUUAAAUUGGCUGUGCUGAUAGGGUAUAACUUACUUACCUAUGGAAAUAAGAUUUCUUCAGGGGCACAGGCUGGUUUUGGCCUUUGUGGGAGGAGGAAGGUCUGGAAAAUGCGAAUGUGAAACUAAAUUCCUAUUCCAAUGAAAAGUUAAUGGUUAUUUUUAGUAUUUCUUUUUUUGGAACCAAUUUGAUGCAACCCCCACCCUAAGCCGAAGUCCUUGUAUUCUUUUACUUGUACUUGUUAUAUUUAUAAUUAAUUAAAAUUAUUUUGUUGACAUAUUUAUUCACAUCCAUUUAUGGGAACACCAAAGUGUAAAAAGUGUUCUUGGAUAAAUAAAGUUUAGUAUUAAUAUUUUAAAA
Messenger RNA from Anneissia japonica, 3450 nucleotides. Its product is annotated as melatonin receptor type 1C-like. Gene Ontology annotation, molecular function: G protein-coupled receptor activity. NCBI's taxonomy places the organism in Eukaryota, Metazoa, Echinodermata, Crinoidea, Comatulida, Comatulidae. The transcript has 3 exons. Gene Ontology annotation, biological process: G protein-coupled receptor signaling pathway. Gene Ontology annotation, cellular component: membrane. Bases 335 to 1297 code for a protein of 320 amino acids. The record is from RefSeq and is a predicted model, not a curated record.